CAACACCUACAGCGUCACUGUCGUCUGCUGCUGACCCUUCACUUCAAACCUGUUCAAGGACAGUCGUUCUACGGAAUUCCGCUUCAGGUGGCAGGAUGAGCUUUGAGUGGGCCCAGAAACAGGUGGAGCAGUUCCAGUUUGACUUCGACCAGGCUGACAAGGAUAAAAGUGGGUCGCUGUCCUUUCAGGAAGUCUACGAUGUCCUAAAGAAAGUGGGUUUUAAGGGUACCAAGGAAGAAGCUCAGCUUAUUUUUGGUCACCUGGACUGCGACAAGGACCAGAAAAUUACAAGGGAUGAGUUCAAAGCUGCCCUCAAUAAUUUGCCCCGUCUGUCAAUCAAAGAGUUUGUCCUCCGGAAGACCUUCUUGAAGCUGGACAAAGAUGGCAGCGGAUACUUAACUAGGUCAGAGAUUAUAGAUGCUACAAAAUCAGAAGCAGGACUGGAGAUUGCUCCAGAGAAAAUUUCUGAUCUCUUGAUUUAUCUGAGCAAGGAGGAUAAAGAUGAAAAGGUUAGCUAUGAAGAGUUCCUGUACGUGUUUGGUGUGGAAUCUGCUGCCACAGUCAUGAAACAAGUGUUUGCCAAGUUGGACACCGAUGGCAGUGGUUUUCUCACCAAGGAGGAGAUUCUGGAGGCUGUCAAGGCGGAGUCUGAGCUGAAGCUGAAAGCUGACAAGAUCGCUGACUUGCUCAUCUAUUGGUGCAAGGACCAGGACAAGAAGAUCAGCUACAAUGAGUUUGUGGAUGUCUGGCUCAAACAGAAAGUGGAAAAGCCAAAGAAAUAA
Messenger RNA from Candidula unifasciata, 782 nucleotides. Lineage: Eukaryota; Metazoa; Mollusca; Gastropoda; Stylommatophora; Geomitridae. The record is from the annotation of a GenBank genome assembly.